GGAGUCCGACCUCAUUGGAACAACGACGAGAUCCGGACGCCCGUCUUGAUCAUUUUGUCUAUGCAAUGUUCCGAGACGGCAUUACACACACCAAAAGCACUACUGCGGCACCUGCCUCGGGGGCGUACAUCUUGCGUAGCUGGUAUGAUCAGAUGACUAUGAUGGUGGUUGGCUUUGCAUCGGUAUGGGCCGUGUUUGGGAUAUGACUACAGGUUGUUGUGGACAUGACUGUGGGGCAUGGGGCAGGGCGUUGCAUGGAUGUUAUGUCAUGCGCCCAUCACGACUAUAGGAUACUACUGUCAUAGUCUGAGAGGACACGGACACGGAAUACCGCAAGGAUGAAACGGGUAACUACUUGUCAUACUUGUGAUUUGCAGCGCUGCUACCAUGAGCAGAUUACUUCGGCUUGGACUAGACUAGUUACUUACCUAGAACCUAGAGCACCUGCUACAGCCACCUGGAACUUCAGUAACAAGAAUGGACGUUCAGAUUUCUACAU
This is a messenger RNA of Serpula lacrymans var. lacrymans S7.9, 499 nucleotides long. RefSeq lists its product as uncharacterized. The record is from RefSeq and is a predicted model, not a curated record. The transcript has a single exon. NCBI's taxonomy places the organism in Eukaryota, Fungi, Basidiomycota, Agaricomycetes, Boletales, Serpulaceae. The annotation marks the transcript as partial.